UAGGAUGAGACGCAAAGUGCUUCUCUUCCUCAUCCUUCCGUGUGUGGAUGGAUGAGGAGGGGCUUGAUGAUGAUGAGAGUGUGUGUGUUAUGUGUGUGAUACGUGAGAGUGUGUGUGUGUGUGUGUGUGUGUGUCGUGCCGGCGACGUCCAAAUGACAUCUCGCAUGCUUCCAAGGAGACGCUGAGAAGAGCAGGUGUGUAGGUGAGUGAGGCCGUUACCCCCUCCAAGAUGGUGGCUCUGUCGCUGAAGAUCUGUGUGCGUCAGUGCAAUGUGGUGAAGACCAUGCAGUUUGAGCCGUGCACGCCCGUGUACGACGCCUGCAGGAUCAUCAGAGAACGUGUCCCUGAGGCCCAGUCAGGACAAGCCUCAGAUUAUGGUCUCUUCCUCUCUGACGAAGAUCCCAGGAAAGGAAUCUGGUUGGAGUCCGGGAGAACCCUGGACUUCUACAUGCUGAGAAACGGAGAUGUUUUGGAGUACAAAAAGAAACAAAGGCCGCUGAAGAUCAAAAUGCUGGAUGGAGCGGUGAAGACCAUCAUGGUGGAUGACUCCAAAACUGUGGGGGAGCUGCUGGUCACCAUCUGCAGCAGGAUAGGAAUCACCAACUAUGAGGAGUACUCGCUCAUCCAGGAGGUGCCGGAGGACAAGAAGGAGGACAAUAUGACAACGCUGAAGAAAGACCGAACGCUGCUGCUCAGAGAUGAGAGGAAGAUGGAGAAGCUCAAAGCCAAGCUGCAUACAGAUGACGAUUUGAACUGGCUGGACCACAGCAGGACCUUCAGAGAGCAGGGAGUGGAGGAGAGUGAGAUGCUGCUGCUCAGACGCAAGUUCUUCUACUCGGACCAGAACGUGGACUCGCGGGACCCUGUUCAGCUCAACCUGCUUUAUGUCCAGGCCAGGGAUGACAUAUUGAAUGGAUCCCACCCUGUUUCCUUUGACAAAGCCUGUGAGUUUGCGGGGUUCCAGGCUCAGAUCCAGUUUGGACCCCACGUGGAACACAAACACAAGCCUGGAUUUCUGGACCUGAAGGACUUCCUGCCUAAAGAAUACAUCAAGCAAAGAGGAUCAGAAAAGAAAGUAUUCCAAGAUCAUAAAAACUGCGGCGAGAUGACCGAGAUCGAGGCCAAAGUGAAGUAUGUGAAACUGGCCAGAUCUCUGCAGACAUACGGGGUGUCCUUCUUCCUGGUGAAGGAAAAGAUGAAGGGUAAGAAUAAGUUGGUGCCGCGCCUGCUGGGGAUCACCAAGGAGUCGGUGAUGCGAGUGGACGAGAAGACUAAAGACGUGGUGCAGGAGUGGCCGCUGACUACUGUCAAAAGAUGGGCCGCCUCCCCCAAGAGCUUCACCCUGGACUUUGGCGAGUACCAGGAGAGUUACUACUCCGUCCAGACUACAGAGGGAGAACAAAUAUCUCAGCUCAUUGCCGGAUAUAUCGACAUUAUUCUGAAAAAGAAGCAGAGUAAAGAUCGCUUUGGCCUCGAGGGAGACGAGGAGUCCACCAUGUUGGAGGAAUCGGUUUCUCCGAAGAAGUCCACCAUUCUACAGCAGCAGUUUAACCGGGUGGGGCGGGUGGAGCAUGGCUCAGUCGCCCUUCCUGGGAUUAUUCGCUCAGGGUCUGUCGGUGGCCCUGACAACUUCAACGUGGGCACCAUGCCCUCUGCUCAGCAACAAAUCACCACUGGACAGAUGCACAGAGGACACAUGCCGCCACUGAGUUUGGCCCAGCAGGCCCUGAUGGGAACAAUCAACAGCAGUAUGAAGGCGGUGCAGCAGGCCCAGUCGGACCUGGGACAUGUGGAUAGUCUUCCUCCUCUUGGCCAUGACCUGGCAUCUCGGGUUUGGGUUCAGAACAAAGUGGAUGAAUCCAAACAUGAAAUUCACUCUCAGGUAGACGCCAUCACGGCUGGAACGGCGUCCGUGGUCAAUCUUACUGCAGGUGAGCCCACAGAGACGGACUACACGGCGGUGGGUUGCGCCAUCACCACCAUCUCGUCCAACCUGACGGAGAUGUCCAAGGGCGUCAAGCUCCUGGCAGCAUUAAUAGAGGACGAGGUGGGCAGUGGACACAAGCUGAUGGGGGCUGCCAGGAUGCUGGCGGGAGCUGUGUCCCAUCUACUCAGAUCUGUUGAGCCUGCCGCUUCUGAGUCCAGGCAGACGGUGCUGACUGCGGCAGGAAGUAUCGGACAAACCAGCGGGGACCUGCUCCGACACAUGGGGGAGGGCGAGACGGACGAGAAGUUCCAGGACACCCUGAUGAACUUGGCCAAAGCAGUGGCCAAUGCAGCUGCGAUGUUGGUUCUGAAGGCCAAGAACGUGGCCCAGGUGGCCGAGGACACCAUAUUGCAGAACCGCGUGAUAGCGGCCGCCACUCAGUGUGCUCUGUCCACCUCUCAGCUGGUCGCCUGCACCAAGGUGGUGAGCCCGACAAUCAGCUCGCCAGUGUGCCAGGAGCAGCUGGUGGAGGCUGGAAGGUUGGUGGAGCGCUCUGUGGAGACCUGCGUCAAAGCCUGCCGCUCAGCCAGCGACAAUGGCGAGCUGCUGAAGCAGGUCGGAGCGGCUGCCGGCGUGGUGAGCCAGGCCCUCAACGACCUCCUGCAGCACGUCCGCCAUUACGCCAGCUGCGGCGAACCCAUCGGGCGCUACGACCAGGCCACCGACACCAUCAUGAACGUCACGGAAAACAUCUUCACGUCGAUGGGCGACGCCGGUGAGAUGGUUCGUCAGGCCCGAGUCCUAGCACAAGCCACCUCGGACUUGGUGAACGCCAUGAGAUCCGACGCCGAGGCAGAGGUGGACGUGGACAACUCCAAAAAGCUGUUGGCUGCAGCAAAACUGCUGGCUGAUGCCACCGCUCGCAUGGUGGAAGCCGCCAAGGGGGCCGCUGCUUACCCGGAGAAUGAAGACCAGCAGCAGAGGCUUAGAGAGGCGGCGGAGGGUUUGCGUGUUGCCACUAAUGCUGCUGCUCAGAAUGCAAUCAAGAAAAAGCUGGUCAGCAGGCUGGAGAUAGCAGCUAAGCAGGCGGCCGCUGCAGCGACUCAAACCAUCGCCGCUGCUCAAAAUGCUGCAGCGUCAAACAAAAACACGAUGUCACACCAACAGCUUGUGCACAGCUGCAAGGCGGUAGCAGAUAGCAUCCCUCAGUUGGUGCAAGGGAUGAGGAGCAGCCAGAACCAACCUGAAGAGCUGGGGGCCCAGCUCGCCCUCAUCAUGGCCAGCCAGGGUUUUUUACAGCCCGGCAGUAAAAUGGUGGUGUCUGUCAAGUCAGCAGUUCCGACGGUGGCCGACCAGGCGGCAGCCAUGCAACUGGGCCAGUGUGCCAAGAACCUAGCGACCUGCUUGGCAGAGCUCAGGACGGCUGCCCAGAAGGCCCAUGAAGCGUGCGGCCCUCUGGAGAUCGACUCGGCCCUCAAGACGGUCCAGACACUAAAAUGCGAGCUGCAGGACGCCAAGAUGUCUGUCAUUGACAGCCAACUCAAGCCUCUCCCCGGGGAAACGUUGGAGAAGUGUGCUCAGGAUCUGGGGAGCACGUCCAAGGCCGUGGGCUCGUCCAUGGCCCAGCUGCUGACGUGUGCCGCGCAGGGCAAUGAACAUUACACAGGUGUGGCCGCUAGAGAGACGGCGCAGGCUUUAAGGACGUUGGCACAAGCAGCCCGGGGUGUGGCGGCCAGCACCAAGGAGCCUCAAGCCGCUGCUGCAAUGCUGGACUCAGCCCAGUGUGUCAUGGAGGGAUCCUCCAUGCUCAUUCACGAAGCCCACCAGGCCCUGGUGCAUCCGGGAGAUGCUGAGAGCCAGCAGAGACUUGCACAGGUGGCCAAAGCUGUGUCGCACUCGCUGAAUAAUUGUGUCAACUGCCUGCCGGGCCAGAAGGACGUUGACAUGGCUCUUAGGAGCAUCGGAGAAGCCAGCAAAAAGUUGUUGGUGGACAUUCUUCCCCCUUGCAGUAAAACAUUCCAGGAAGCCCAGACCGAGCUGAACCAUACAGCCGCUGAGCUCAACCACUCCGCGGGCGAGGUGGUCCACUCCUCGCGCAGAACCAGCAGCCAGCUGGCCUCCGCCUCCGGCAAGUUCAGCCAAGACUUUGACGAGUUCCUCGAUGCCGGUGUGGAGAUGGCGGGACACACCCAAAGCAGGGACGAUCAGAUUCAAGUCAUUGGCAACCUGAAGAACAUCUCCAUGGCGUCCAGUAAACUGCUGCUGGCUGCCAAGUCUUUGUCUGUGGAUCCAGGCGCCGCCAAUGCCAAGAAUCUUCUUGCAGUAGCAGCAAGGGCGGUCACAGAGAGCAUCAACCAGCUGAUCACACUGUGCACACAGCAGGCUGCAGGACAGAGGGAGUGUGACAACGCCUUGAGGGAGUUGGAGGCUGUCAGAGGGCUUCUGGAUAAUCCCAGCGAGCCCAUCAGCGAACUGUCCUACUUCGACUGUAUCGAGAGCGUCAUGGAAAAUUCAAAGGUCCUUGGAGAGUCCAUGGCAGGCAUCUCUCAGCAUUGCAAGACAUGCGACGUGGUGGCUUUCGCGGACUGUGUAGGUGUGGCGUCCAAAGCUCUCUGUGGACUGACAGAGGCCGCAGGACAGGCCUCGUAUCUUGUAGGUGUGUCGGAUCCCAAUAGUCAGUCAGGCCAUGAGGGACUGGUGGACCCCAUCCAGUUUGCACGGGCCCACCAAGCGAUACAGAUGGCUUGUCAGAGCUUAGUGGACCCAACUAGUAGUCCCUCGCAGGUAAGACACUCUAUCCGCACUCGGGACAAUACAGUGGACACAAUCAAACACUAUACUGUACAUCACGAUGGACUUCACCCAGGUGUGACUGUAAUGAAAUGCACAGCAUGGCCCUCCAACACGUCACCAGAAUGCCUGAUUGUGUGCAACUCUCCUUGCUUUGUCCUCUGCCGUGUCAGGUCUUGUCUGCCAGCCACCAUGUGGGCCAAGCACACGUCGGCCUUGUGCAACGCCUGCCGCCUCGCCUCCUCUAAGACCUCCAACCCCGUGGCCCGUAGACAGUUUGUCCAGUCGGCCAAAGAGGUGGCCAACACCCACCACACCGCCAACUUGGUCAAGACCAUCAAGGUCAACUCCCCAACUGAUCAAAACGCUUCAGAUGGGGAUUUUUCGGAAGAGAACAGAAACCGGUGCCGUGUUGCUACCGCCCCCCUCCUGGAGGCUGUGGAAAACUUGUCAACCUUUGCCAACAACCCGGAUUUUGCCAGCAUCCCAGCUCAGAUUAGCAACGAGGGUGCAGUAUCCCAGGAGCCAAUAGUCCGUUCAGCGCGCUCUAUGCUUGAUAGCUCCACUUACCUCCUAGAAACGGCCAGGUCGCUGGUCCUCAACCCCAAAGACCCGCCCACUUGGUCUAUACUCGCUGGUCACUCCAGAACAGUAUCCGACUCCAUCAAGAGCCUCAUCACUUCUAUCAGGGACAAGGCACCAGGACAGAAGGAGUGUGAUUACUCCAUAGAUAGCAUCAAUAAAUGUAUCCGGGACAUUGAGCAAGCUUCCCUGGCUGCGGUGGGACAGACGCUGCCCUGCAGAGAUGAUAUCUCUAUGGAAGCCCUGCAGGAACAGCUGACUUCAUCCGUGCAGGAGAUUGGCCAUCUGAUUGAUCCCGUCUCCACGGCCGCCCGGGGUGAAGCCGCCCAGCUGGGACACAAGGUGACUCAGCUGGCCGGCUACUUUGAGCCGCUUGUCGUGGCCUCGGUGGGUCUGGCCUCCAAGCUGCACGACCACCAACAGCAAAUGACCAUUCUGGAUCAGACCAAGACCCUGUCCGAGUCUGCCUUGCAGAUGCUUUACGCUGCCAAGGAAGGUGGCGGCAACCCAAAGGCAUCCCACACUCAUGACGCCAUCUCCGAAGCCGCACAGCUGAUGAAGGAGGCGGUGGACGACAUCAUGGUGACUUUGAACGAGGCAGCCAGCGAGGGGGGCAUGGUCGGGGGCAUGGUGGAGUCCAUCGCCGAGGCCAUGGGCCGGCUGGAUGAAGGAACACCUCCCGAACCAGACGGCUCCUUUGUGGACUACCAGACCACGAUGGUGAAGUUCUCCAAGGCCAUCGCCAUCGUGGCACAAGAGAUGAUGACCAAGUCAGUGACGAGUCCAGAAGAGCUUGGCGGCCUGGCCUCUCAGGUGACGGUGGACUAUGGGCAUCUGGCACACCAGGGCCGCCUCGCUGCAGCCACCGCAGAACCUGAAGAGGUGGCUUUCCAGAUCAAAACACGUGUACAGGAGCUGGGACACGGCUGUAUCUACCUGGUCCAGAAAGCUGGCGCCCUGCAGCUCAGCCCUACAGACAGCUUCUCUAAGAGGGAACUCAUUGAGUGUGCUCGCGCCGUCACAGAAAAGGUGUCCUUGGUGCUGUCGGCGCUGCAGGCGGGUAACAAAGGCACCCAGGCCUGCAUCACAGCAGCCAGCGCCGUGUCGGGCAUCAUCGCUGACCUGGACACCACCAUCAUGUUCGCCUCGGCGGGGACACUCAACCCCGAGAACGAGGAGUCCUUUGCUGACCACAGGGAGAGCAUUUUGAAAACCGCCAAGGCACUGGUGGAGGACACCAAGCUGCUGGUCGCUGGAGCCGCAUCCAGCCAGGAGAAGCUGGCUCAGGCUGCCCAGUCCUCAGCGAAGACCAUCACCCAACUCACGGAGGUGGUCAAACUGGGAGCCACAAGCAUGGGUUCAGAAGAACCUGAAACACAGGUGGUCCUGAUAAACGCAGUGCGCGACGUGGCCAAGGCCCUGGCAGAACUCAUCAGCGCCACCAAGUGUGCCGCCGGCAAACCCGCUGACGACCCGUCCAUGUAUCAGCUGAAAGGCGCUGCCAAGGUCAUGGUGACCAACGUGACGUCGCUUCUGAAAACAGUGAAGGCAGUGGAGGAUGAAGCCACUCGCGGGACGAGGGCGCUGGAGGCCACCAUUGAGUGCAUCAAGCAGGAACUGACAGUGUUCCUGUCCAAGGAGGUUCCAGACAAAUCGGCCACACCUGAGGAGUUCAUCCGUAUGACAAAGGGCAUCACCACGGCGACGGCCAAGGCGGUGGCAGCGGGGAACUCCGCUCAGCAGGAGCAUGUGAUCGCCACCGCCAACCUGAGCCGCAAAGCCAUCUCUGACAUGCUGACGGCAUGCAAGAAAGCAGCACACCACCCGGAAGUGAGCGAGGAAUUAAAGUGCAAGGCCCUCCUGUACGGCUCGGAAUGCACCACGGGAUACAUCAACCUCUUGGAACACGUUUUACAGGUGGUGCAGAAGCCCACUCCGGAGCAGAAGCAGCAGCUGGCUGCCCACUCGAGACAGGUGGCAGGGUGUGUGACGGAGCUCAUCCAGACAGCCGAGGCCAUGAAAGGAUCCGAGUGCGCGGACCCCGAGGACCCCACCGUCGUGGCAGAGAGCGAGCUCCUCGGAGCCGCCGCCUCCAUUGAAGCAGCGGCCAAGAAACUGGAGCAGCUGAAGCCCAGAGCCAAGCCCAAGCAGGCGGAUGAGACGCUUGAUUUCGAAGAGCAGAUCCUAGAAGCCGCCAAGUCCAUCGCCGCAGCAACCAGUGCGCUUGUCAAGUCGGCAUCGGCAGCUCAGCGAGAGCUGGUGGCACAGGGCAAGGUCGGCUCCAACAUAGCCAACGCAGUGGAUGAUGGCCAGUGGUCCCAGGGUCUCAUAUCCGCUGCUCGCAUGGUCGCCGCCGCCACCGGCAACCUGUGUGAGGCGGCCAACGCCUCGGUGCAGGGCCACGCCAGCGAGGAGAAGCUCAUCUGCUCGGCCAAGCAGGUCGCCGCCUCCACUGCUCAGCUCCUGGUGGCCUGCAAGGUGAAGGCGGACCAGGAUUCCGAAGCCAUGAAGAGACUACAGGCCGCCGGCAACGCGGUGAAGCGAGCCUCCGACAACCUGGUGAAGGCGGCUCAGAAGGCAGCCUUCGACAAGUCCGAGGACGACAGCGUGGUGGUCAAAACCAAAUUUGUUGGCGGCAUCGCUCAGAUCAUAGCGGCUCAAGAAGAGAUGCUGAGGAAGGAACGUGAGCUGGAGGAAGCCCGCAAGAAGCUGGCUCAGAUCCGACAGCAGCAGUAUAAGUUCCUGCCGAGCGAGCUGAGGGAGGACGAAGGCUGACCGACGGUCCAGACGGCCGCCCUUUUCCACGCCCGAGUCAGCGAGGACUCUACCGCACUUGAAACAGGCCACCUUUUGGUAGGACAAGCAAGUGCCUGUGCUUUGUCGCGUAUUUGUGUGCGAGUGUGUGAUUGUGCUCAUUUAUGAUACAACAAUGAAGUGAAGGAUGCAGAAGUUGUACAUUUAUAAUUGUUACUGAAUGUUUUUAUAGUCACCAAGCGAAUAAUACUGACGAUGGUGGCAGAGCGUGUCUAUUUGAAAAAGGACUAAAAGGAAGGCAGGGCGGGCGUUCUUCACCUUGGCUUGCAUGCUCCAUCCAAACUUUGCAUAUCAAUCAAGAUGCAGAAUGGCACCUGUUACAUAUGAUCAUACAAACAGAGAGAGGAAUUAUAUUCAGGCACAUAUUUAUUCUAGAUUGAGCUUUUAAAUGGCCAAUACAUUUCUCUUCAAGUGUGGGGAAAGUUGAGUUUUUGACGUGACCAAAUGAUCUACUUGUGUAAACGUUCACUUCAUCUCACAAACUUUUCUUUUCCAACCAACAUAUUUUGUUGGGUGCAUACAGUGGAAGCUCAAAGCUAACCUUUAGCCUCUAAAUAGUCUUGGAUUGAUCAGUGAUUCUCAAAGAAUCACUUACUCAAAUAUUCCAACACAGUGUUACCGUUCAAACUGUGUGUAAUGCUGCAUUGGCCAAAAUUGGAAAUAUACCGUAUUCUCCAUACCAUACAGUGCACUGGAUUAUAAGACGCACUGCUGAUGAAUGCUCUGUUUUCGAUCUUUUUUCAUAUACCGUAUUUCCUUGAAUUGCCGCCGGGUAUAUAGUAUGCGCCUGCCUAGAAUUACUGCCGGGUCAAACUCGUUUCGCAAAAUAAUUAGCUCAUGCUUAGCAUUACCGCCGGCUCAGGAUUAACGCCGGGUCAAACUCGUUUCGCAAAAUAUUAUUUUUAUUAGCGCAUGUCUUGAAUUUCCGUCGGGUCAAACUCGUUUCGCCAAAUAAUUAGCAUACGUCUAGAAUUUCCUCCGGGUCAAACUCGUCACGUCACGAGUGACAAUUCACCUGUCAUCAUUUUCAAAAUGGAGCAGGGUGAUUUCAAUAAUUUGAAAUCGUAUAAAGGGAAGAAGAUUAAGAGCUAUUAAGUAGGACUUAAGGUUCAAGCUAUUGAAUAUGCAAAAAAGAACAGUAAGCAGCUAUGUUUUAUUAAUAUACCGUAGCUGCGUGUGUCAAAUAUGAGUCAUUAAACGACUCCCGCCUCCUGGUGGUAGAGGGCGCUAGUGAUCCUUCUUGCGAUUACUCGGCUGCAGAAGAAGUGACAACAAGCAGCAAGAGUGAGCAGCGAUUGUUUAUUUUUUCCUCUCGCUUGCACUUUUAACAUGGAGGAUUACAUAUCUAAAAUAAAACAGUUUUCUAAACUGAACUUUCAAUCGAAGCAGAAGGUAAUAAAGGAAGAUUUCCAUCGAGACAGAGAGACUUUUAAAGCUGAAGAAAGAUAAGGAAGACUUCUAUAAACAAUUAUCGAUACUUUUGAUCAGAAGGAGCUGCGCAUGGACUUCAUUUAUAAGUAAAGGUAAGACCAUAAUAAAAAAAAUUUUUAUUAAAUGUGCUUUUCAUGAUGGUAUCCUUACAUUACACUCAAUUUUUAAGCGCAGGCCUAAAUUUACCGUAUGCCUUUGGUAAGCGCCGGCGUGAGAAGAGGUUUUAAAUUAAUUAGCGCCCUGGAGGCAAUUCAAGGAAAUACGAUAAAGUUAUCUUUCCAGGCAAUGGCGGGCUACAAAGAAUAAUGGUGCGGGCCUUGAGUUUGACACGUGUGCUUUAGAUGCUUAAAAAGAUCAUUAGAGGCUAUUAUUAUUGAGGUCAAAGACAUUGGUCCACAGAGUAAAAAAGAAAGCAAGUUGAGUAUUGAAUUGGGAAGGGACGUAUUAUUAGUGCCUUACUGGAGUGUGCAAGCAGCUGAAGACGAGUCCUGCUUGGAGCUUGAGCCUCUUUUGUGGUUGCCAAUCCCCAGCAAGGCCUGAGCGUUAGUGUGUUGUCAGCAAGAAGAGUCCAUGGCUGCUGGCCCACACAUGCCUACACCUGCCUAUAUCGCUCUCUCAUCAAAGGGCAUCCUUAGGAUCUUAGACUCCUUGAUGGAAUACUACAGUACUUGCAUUCCUUAAGCAUGUUUGUGUUUGGGAAAAAAAAAAGGCUGUUAUACUUCCCCUUUUUCUGUUGUCUAACUUGAAAUGUCCGUUUUUACCAAGCAGUACUCAGAGAUGCAGAACUGGGCAAAAGUAUUUGGUCAGCAUCACUCUUUGUUGUUUCCGUGACAUUUUUCAUAACAACAUUCUGAUGGUGAAUAAGACGUUUUUAUGUAGGAUUAGUUCAAGUUAAAGUUGAAAUUGGGUGAAAUAAUCACUGGAUCUAUUACAUUGGCCAGAAGGCAACCUGCUGAAUAAAAGAUACAUAUAUUUUUUGUUUUUUUUUAUUUUCAAUAUAUUAUCAUUUUAUUAUACAGAAUUAUAUUUCGAUUUAAAAUAUUUUUUUAUUAUGAUUAUUUUUUUAUUUUGUUUGGACUUAUUUUAAUUGUUUAGAUUUUUUUUUUUAGGUUAAAGGCCUACUGAAACCCACUACUAGCGACCACGCAGUCUGAUAGUUUAUAUAUCAAUGAUGAAAUAUUAACAUUGCAACACAUGUCAAUACGGCCGCUUUAGUUUACUAAAUUGCACUUCUAAAUUUUGCACCGAAAUAUCCUGCUGAAACGUCGCGGUAUGAUGUCGCGUGCGUCACGCAUUGUAGAGGACAUUUUGUUCCAGCACCGUUCACAGCUAUAAGUCGUCCGUUUUCAUCACAUAAUUCCACAGUAUUCUGGACAUCUGUGAUGCUGAAUCUUUUGCAAUUUGUUCAAUGAAUAAUGGAGAUGUCAAAGAAGAAAGCUGUAGGUGGGAAGCGGUGUAUUGCGGCCGCCUUUAGCAACACAAACUCAGAUGAUGUUUCAUUGUUUACAUUCCCGAAAGAUGACGGUGAAGCUUUACUAUGGAACAGAGCGGUCAAGCGAACACGGUUGGAUUGGACCACACACACAAAGUACAGUGUAUUAUGCAGCGAUCAUUUCGAAAGAUUGUGUUUCGAAGAGGGUCCCUUGCGAAGGCCAGAGAUGGGCAUCGCCACCACCCGUCGACUGGUGCUGAAGAAAGGUGCGGGGCCGACCUUCAGGUUGUACAGGUACGACCAUAUAAUCUCACUAAAAUACUAGUAACACCAUAAGCAGAUAAGGGAUUUUCCAGAAUUAUCCUUGUAACUUUGUCUAAUAACAUCUGAAUCGCUCUGCUGUCUAGGGUUUUUUUUCUAGUCCCUCACUCUCACUUUCCUCAUCAACGAAUCUUUCAUCCUCCCUCAAUAAAUGGGGAAAUCUUCGCUUUCUCAGUCCGAAUCGCUCUCGCUGCUGGUGGCCAUGAUUGUAAACAAUGUUCUGAUGUGAGGAGCUCCACAACCCGUGACGUCACUAGCACAUAGUCUGCUACUUCUGGUACAGGCAAGGCUUUUUUAUUAGUGACCAAAAGUUGCGAACUUUAUCGUGGAUGUUCUCUACUAAAUCCUUUCAGCAAAAAUAUGGCAAUAUGGCGAAAUGAUCAAGUAUGACACAUAGAAUGGACCUGCUAUCCCUGUUUAAAUAAGAACAUCUCAUUUCAGUAGGCCUUUAAUAGUUGUAUUUUGCGGGGUGUACUUAAUUGUGCUUUAUUUAGAAUAAAAUAGAAUGGAAAAUAAUUGAAUAGGAUGCCUUCUAUUGUCACUAUACAUGUGUACAAUGAGAUCGAAGCAGCUCAUUCUACACCGCAAACAUGCCUAUAGAUUAUUGACAGCUAGAUAAGUAUAGAAAUUUUAAAAAGUACAGCAGUAUAAAGUGUAGUUUAAGAAGAAUAAGUAAAUUAAAAAUUGUGUGUUCCUAAACUAGGUAUCUUGUUUUUUAUUAUAUAGUUUCUUUUGUCAGGUUUUGUUUUGCACUUUUUUUUAAAUGUUUUUUUAUUAUACUUUAUUUUAUUAAAUGUGCUUUUAAUUUUUCAAUUGUAUGUGUGUAGUUUUGUCGUGUUUUUUUUAAAUAAUUGAUUUCUUAAUAUUGUCAAGGUUUUUUUUAUUUCAUAGUUUUAUUUUGUAAUCGUAUUUUUAUUUUGUUUCUUUUUUUAGGGUUUUAUGUCUUCAUUUCACUUUCAUUUCCUUCAUUUAAUGUUUUCCACUUUUUUUCUUAGUAUAUUAUUAUUAGGUUGUUGGUUUUUUUGUCCCCUCCAGCUUGAGUCACUAUAACCUCAGCAAAAUAUAUCUAUUGUGCCAAAAGAGGAAAUGCAAAGUUGUCCAAAUACUUUUGCACAAGGCUGUGUAUUGUGUGACUGGUGUGUGCAAAUAUUCAUGCAAAUGAAGAAAAAAAAAGUUAACUAGCUCUGUUAUAAAUAAUUGUUGUGCAAAAAAAAAAGAAACUUUGUUUAGUUUAAUGACUUUAUGCUGUAUGUAUGAUAUUUAUCUGGUCACAAAAGUAUUUUUUGUAUUCAUCACAAACGAAAUAAAAAACAAAAAAUGUA
Messenger RNA from Nerophis ophidion (straightnose pipefish), 12619 nucleotides. It is a transcript of the gene tln2b, whose product is annotated as talin 2b. Gene Ontology annotation, cellular component: cytoskeleton; ruffle; focal adhesion. Gene Ontology annotation, biological process: cell-cell adhesion. The record is from RefSeq and is a predicted model, not a curated record. Lineage: Eukaryota; Metazoa; Chordata; Actinopteri; Syngnathiformes; Syngnathidae. Gene Ontology annotation, molecular function: actin filament binding; structural constituent of cytoskeleton; integrin binding.